This is a messenger RNA of Anthonomus grandis grandis, 1837 nucleotides long. RefSeq names its product pre-mRNA-processing factor 19 (gene Prp19). The transcript is spliced from 6 exons. The coding region runs from base 151 to 1656 and encodes 501 amino acids. Gene Ontology annotation, biological process: mRNA splicing, via spliceosome; DNA repair; protein ubiquitination. The record is from RefSeq and is a predicted model, not a curated record. Gene Ontology annotation, molecular function: ubiquitin protein ligase activity; protein binding. Lineage: Eukaryota; Metazoa; Arthropoda; Insecta; Coleoptera; Curculionidae. Gene Ontology annotation, cellular component: U2-type catalytic step 1 spliceosome; cytoplasm; Prp19 complex.
GACAGAUGUCAAUGACAGUUUGACACGAGCCGGUUGUUUGGCUUGUAAGCCAAAAUUCAUUACUUUAUUUUGCUAUUUUUCAUGUUUUAAUUCGAAUUAGUGAUAAUCCAAGCAAUUGUGUUCAAAAAAUAGUGAUUUCCUUUUUCCAAGAUGGCUUUGGUGUGUGCCAUUUCCAAUGAAGUGCCAGAGCACCCCGUGGUCUCCCCCUCAUCUGGGGCCGUAUUCGAAAAGCGAAUCAUCGAAAAGUACAUACAAGAAAACGGAGUGGACCCCAUAAGUGGCAAGGAACUACACGUAGAAGAGCUAAUCGAUAUAAAAACCCCCCCGAUAGUGAAACCGAAACCCCCCAGUGCCACAAGCAUUCCGGCCACCCUAAAACUUCUGCAAGACGAAUGGGACGCUGUGAUGCUCUACAGUUUCACUCAGCGACAGCAGUUGCAGACUGCGAGACAGGAAUUGAGCCACGCCCUGUAUCAACACGACGCGGCCUGUAGGGUGAUCGCGAGGUUAAAUAAGGAGGUGACGGCGGCCAGAGAAGCCCUGGCCACCCUGAAACCGCAAGCGGGCGUCACGGUGGUACCGCAACCGGCGGUGGCGGCCGAGCCGUCGGGCGUGGCCGCCCAACCGGUAGAACAGGCCGGAAUGAGUGCCGAGGUGAUACAGAAGUUACAAGAGAAGGCCACAAUAUUGACCCAGGAGAGGAAGAAACGAGGCAAAACGGUUCCGGAGGAGUUGGCCACGCAUGAGAACAUUCGAAGCUUUAAAACCCUCGCCUCCCUUAUUGGUCUCCACUCGGCCAGUAUUCCUGGAAUUUUGGCUCUGGAUGUGCACCGCAGUGACACCAGCAAGGUCCUUACGGGAGGAAACGACAAGAAUGCCAUAGUGUUCAACAAGGACUCGGAACAAGUGGUGGCCAUCUUGAAAGGUCACACCAAGAAGGUCACCAAGGUCAUUUACCAUAGCAACGAGGAUAUAGUGUUGACCGCCUCCCCGGAUUCUUCUAUUAGGGUGUGGCACGUGCCCACCUCCCAGACCACUUUGUUGCUGCGUUGCCACGACGGGCCUGUUACAGGGUUGUCGCUUCAUCCCACCGGGGAUUAUGUACUGAGCACCUCGGAGGAUCAGCAUUGGGCCUUUUCGGAUAUUAACACUGGACGGUUGCUUACUAAAGUAUCGGACAAUACGAACGUGCCGUUGACCACCGCCCAACUGCACCCCGACGGUUUGAUCUUCGGCACCGGCACCGCCGACUCGCAAGUGAAAAUUUGGGACUUGAAGGAGCAGAGCAACGUUGCCAACUUUACCGGUCACUCGGGUGCGAUAACGACGAUCUCGUUCUCGGAAAACGGUUACUACUUGGCAACGGCGGCAGACGACGCCUGCGUGAAACUGUGGGACUUACGGAAGCUGAAGAAUUUCAAAACGUUACAACUGGACGAGGGCUAUCAGAUCAGGGAUUUGUGUUUCGAUCAGAGCGGCACGUAUUUAGCGGUCGCCGGUACCGACGUCAGGGUCUACUUAUGUAAACAGUGGCAAGAGUUGAAGGUGUUUAACGAUCAUACGGCUGCAGCGACCGGAGUGAGAUUUGGCAAACACGCGCGAUUCAUCGCCUCCACCUCGAUGGACCGGACUUUGAAAUUGUACGGACUCGAUUAAUUGUUUUUUGUUUUUGUACAUUUAAGUUCCAGUUUGACGAGUUAAUUAAGUUCUUUUAGUAUAUUAGUGAUUUAAUGAUAUAUAAAGAAAAAUAUGAUAGAAGGGGCUAGGUAGUCACUUGUUUUGUCGUAUAUGUAACCUCGGAAAUUCUAUGUAAUAAAAUGAUAAUUUAAUAUUAAAA